This is a messenger RNA of Oncorhynchus nerka (sockeye salmon), 1725 nucleotides long. RefSeq names its product keratinocyte-associated protein 3-like. The record is from RefSeq and is a predicted model, not a curated record. The transcript has 6 exons. Lineage: Eukaryota; Metazoa; Chordata; Actinopteri; Salmoniformes; Salmonidae. The coding region runs from base 174 to 1217 and encodes 347 amino acids.
CUUUGACAAUUGACAAUGAGUGCUACAGUAUUCUGAUAGACAGGAUACAUCAGAAAAUGAGUUCUUCAGCACACUGAGCCAUCUUGUUUCUGUUGGAGCUGUUUUGACUGAAGGAAUGGGCUGCAGUAGGGUUAAGUAGGUGCUGCGCCAGUCUGGAGCAGCCCAAGGCCCUGAUGAAGAUGGGCCUGAGUAUGGUGCUUGUAGGACACGUCAACUUCCUACUGGGGGCGCUAGUCCACGGGGCUGUGCUGCGACACAUCAACCUGAACACACGAGCCCACACCGUGGCGUACUCCAUAUCUAAUAUAAUGGCACUCACUACUGGACUAGUGGGUGUUGUUGUAGGAAUGCUGGCCAUCCUCCUGUCUAAAAACAAGAAGAGCAGAGUGCUGACAUGGUUGUUGUUCGUGGUCAGCCUGUUUGGUAGUCUCCUGGCCACAGCGUCUGCGAUUGGCCUCACCGUUUCUGUGGUGAGGGUCACAGUUAAUGGUGGGCGGAGCCUCCUGACUCACUGCCGGUUCCCCAACGCUAUUGGCUACGCCAGCAUCACUAACGAGUGCCCUUUCGACCACACACGCGUUUAUAGCAUGACACUGAUCCUGUGGGUUCCCCUGAUCGUGAUCUGUUUUGUCCAGCUGGUUUUGUCAGUGCGGUGUUUCUCUGUGGGUGUUUCUUUCCUGGGUCUACCCUGCUUCCCUCGCAAGAUCAGGCUCAGGGACCACGGUAGAACGAUAAAUACAGUAGCACCCGCAGAGCCGCCCUCUCUCACUAGCUCAGUAUCCGGUCAUCCCCUUCAUCUACACCUUCUUCAGUCGGACCCGCCUCAUCUCAAGUCCCAGCGGCAGCCUUUCCUCCUCCUCCUCUUCAUCACUCAUGCCCGUCUCAUCUCAAGUCCCAGCGGCAGCUUCUUCCUCCUCCUCCUCUUCAUCACUCGUGCCCGUCUCAUCUCAAGUCCCAGCGGCAGCUUCUUCCUCCUCCUCCUCCUCUUCAUCACUCGUGCCCGUCUCAUCUCAAGUCCCAGCGGCAGCCUCUUCGUCCUCAGCAUCAGAAUCAGAGAGGAAGUUCAGACAGGUGGUCUGACGGGGGGCAGCUGGUUCCCCCAGAGGAACAUGAGCUGCUGGAACAAGGUUUCUGGAUAUAAUGAUGAUGACGAUGAACACCCAGAUACGGCUCCAUACCCCGUCUAUAUAAUCCCUAACCCAGAUACUACUCCAUAGCCCGUCUAUAUAAUCCCUAACCCAGAUACGGCUCCAUAGCCCGUCUAUAUAAUCCAUACCCCGUCUAUAUAAUCCAUACCCCGUCUAUAUAAUCCCUAACCCAGAUACGGCACCAUACCAGUCUAUAUAAUCCAUACCCCUUCUAUAUAAUCCCUAACCCAGAUACUACUCCAUACCCUGUCUAUAUAAUCCCAAACCCAGAUACGGCUCCAUAGCCCGUCUAUAUAAUCCCUAACCCAGAUACGGCACCAUACCCAUCUAUAUAAUCCAUACCCCGUCUAUAUAAUCCCUAACCCAGAUACGGCACCAUACCAGUCUAUAUAAUCCAUACCCCGUCUAUAUAAUCCCUAACCCAGAUACGGCACCAUACCAGUCUAUAUAAUCCAUACCCCUUCUAUAUAAUCCCUAACCCAGAUACGGCUCCAUACCCCGUCUAUAUAAUCCCUAACCCAGAUACGGCACCAUACCAGUCUAUAUAAUCCAUACCCCUUCUAUAUAAUCCCUAACC